Dreissena polymorpha is the source of this 2249-nucleotide messenger RNA. Its product is annotated as acetylcholine receptor subunit alpha-like. Gene Ontology annotation, cellular component: neuron projection; membrane; synapse. Lineage: Eukaryota; Metazoa; Mollusca; Bivalvia; Myida; Dreissenidae. The coding region runs from base 586 to 1986 and encodes 466 amino acids. The transcript has 10 exons. Gene Ontology annotation, biological process: chemical synaptic transmission; monoatomic ion transmembrane transport; nervous system process. Gene Ontology annotation, molecular function: extracellular ligand-gated monoatomic ion channel activity; transmembrane signaling receptor activity; neurotransmitter receptor activity. The record is from RefSeq and is a predicted model, not a curated record.
AACUUUUCUCGUGUUUUCCGAUCGACUAAAAGUCUACAGUUUAUGUAUUGUUUGUCACUGCUUUUGCGAGUUGUUGUUAACAGGGUUGGAUACUGUUAAAUUUCUCAAUGCAACAAUAUUGGCUUUUACUUUUGUAGCGUUUUUAUAACAUGCCCAGACAAGAACGUCUUAACCGUUUGAUCUUAAGGCAGAUGGGAAAAGGUGUAGAACAGUUUCAAUAGUAUUAAAGCGACGACAGAUUUAUACGGAGAAGAAAUGACCAUCGUUUGCAACCGCAGAGAAACUGGUAAAUUAAGUUGGAAAGUGAUAUAUAGUAUUUUAAAAACCCAUUGAAGCGUACCGCCCUAGUAGCGAGAUGGGUACAACACGUACGAUUCUUCACACUGCAAAAGUAGAUUGUAUAUGAUUUCAAUGUAAUGGGUGUACUUGAGUAUUAUCUACUCGUAUUCAUGAACGUUUUCUACACGGGGAAGUUUUCAUAAUUAUGUGCGGCUUGCUAUACAUUAAGACAGAAAUUAUUGGACACUUGCUGUUUAUAAAGUGAGAAGACGGCGAAAGGUGUUUAAACCUAUCUGAACUUUUAUCAUGGAUAAGACAUGUGUUUUUGCAAUAUUUUACGUGACGAUGAUCUAUUUUAUUCAAAAUGGUCUAUGUCAGUACAGGGAGGCUAGUCAGCUACUCCAGGAUUUGAGGCGUGGAUACGAGAGACACGUGCCUCCCACGCGCACUUCCGGCUCGCACGUCUCAGUAAAAAUUCACCCUUCCAUUGUACGCAUUAAUGAUCUGAAUGAGAACAGAGAAGCUUUAUCAGCGACGAUCAGCCUGUCAAUGAAUUGGUCUGACCUGCGCCUAGGCUGGAACCCGGCUCAGUAUGCCGGCGUUGAGAAACUCUACCUGCCCGCCGACACCAUCUGGCUACCGGAUAUCACCGUACAUAACACAGUUGAGGGUUUAAUGCCGGAACAUAGCACGAGCCAACUCGUGGAGGUCUCGCACAUAGGUCACGUGCUCAUGGUCUCGGUGCUGCACGCAGAGACCUACUGCAAGAUGACGCUCACUGGAUACCCACGUGACGUUCACGAGUGUGACGUCAUCAUCGGCUCGUGGAUGUACUCAGCCAAGUUCCUGAUACUCGAAUCUUGGGCCGGCGGGACUAUGAUUGAGGACGUGCCCUUGUCCGCAAACAUCGACGAAGCAAUUCCGGCCCGCGAUGGACGGAGCUGGAAUCUGCUAGGACGCGCCGGCAGAGCAAAGAUUCAACUUGUUACCUACGAGUGCUGCCCAGAUGAGCAGUACGUUCAGUUACGCAUCUCACUGACCUUGAAGCGCCACGCCCCCUACCUGUCCACGCAGCUCUGGUUGUUCUUCCUGCUACUACCGGCGCUCACCGCUUUUCAGUUUCUCAUUCUACCGGACAACGACAACAGAAUCGUUUACGGUCUGGUGGUCGUGCUGGCUCACCUGGUGUUCUUCGUACACGUCUCUUCAAUGGUUCCGUUUUCGUUUGAACCGCCUCGUAUCGGUAUCCUAGCAACCGUUAAUCUCGUUGUGUCCGCCAUCGCCCUUCUGAUGUCCAUCGUCAUUGCGAAGACAGCGACCGCUCCGAACAAACUCUGCCUCAAACUGAUACAAUUCCUUCCGUGCUGCGGUAUCCAAGAUCAUUCCGCGGAAUCAGUCACCGGGAAGCACUUUCGACCACCAAAGCCAUCUGAUGAAACCAAACACCUCAUGACACCAAACGACACCAACGCCGUCGAAUACAUUGAACUAGUCGAUACACAUAAUAAGACGAAAUCUUCAGAAAGUCAAUUACUAACAAACAUUCACAAAGAAAUAGCAUGCAUAAAAGACAUAAUGCGAGACAAUCUUCAAAAGAAACAAUAUCUAGAAACCUCGCGUAGAACGUGCAAUCUUCUAGAUAAUGUUUUAUUAUGUGUAUUAUUGUUUUCCUUAAUUGUCAACAUAAUUGUUUUAGUAGUGCUGUAAGUGCAUACAAUCUUAAUUAAAAUAUAUUUAUACGGAAAUACAAAUUAUAUUUAAUCCACUCAGUGACUGAUUGCAUUUUCGACGCACUAGAAAUGUUGCUAUGCUACUAUAAAGCACGGAUGCUGAAAACAUGAUGUAAAAAUGAUGUUACAAAAUGAUGUUACUUUUGUCUUCAUGUCACUGCUUAUUUUAAUAUAUACGAAUUUACUGUUAUACAGUAUGAAUGUACUCAGAUAUGCGGAUGCCAUUAAACUAGAAAUAUU